AUGGCCUCGCCCCAAUCCCCUGCCCUACCUCCUACUACUACGAAAGCAGCUAUGACCGCAUCUCCCCAACGAGCCGCCACUCUCCUCUCCAACCUCGCCGCAGUAACAUCUUGCGUCACCACCGCAUCCUCCAAGUCUGCAGCUCCAAAAUCCGUCCGACUCGUCGCCGUAUCCAAACUCAAACCCGCCUCCGAUAUCCUAGCCCUCCACAACCCACCCGCCAGUCACCUCCACUUCGGCGAGAACUAUGUCCAGGAACUGCUGGAGAAGUCUCGCCUUCUCCCCACAACCAUCCAUUGGCACUUCAUCGGCGGGCUGCAGUCGAAUAAAUGCCUAUCGCUCGCCCGGGACGUGAAGGGGCUCUGGGCCGUCGAGAGCGUCGAUACGGAAAAGAAAGCCUCGCUACUUGAUAAGGGCUGGGGUGAACGCCAGAAGCUCUCCUCAGAGAAAGAGGAAGGGGGAGAAGAAAAAGAAAAUGCACAGUCUCGUCUCCGCGUGUUCGUUCAAGUAAAUACGUCAGGCGAAGAGAAUAAAUCGGGUGUGGAGCCUACAGCGGCACCCGCAUUAUGCCAGUUUAUUCGCGACAAGUGUCCGCGUUUGAAACUGCAGGGCCUCAUGACUAUCGGUGCCAUUGCACGGUCCAAGGCUACUGGUCCUGGACAGGAAAAUGAGGAUUUCCUGUGCUUGAAGGAGACCCGAGAUCGCGUUGUCAAGGAACUCGAUCUCCAGGGUGCUGAGCAAGAUCUGGAGCUGAGCAUGGGCAUGAGUGAUGACUAUGAAGGUGCUAUUGUCCUGGGCAGUGACCAGGUCCGCGUUGGUACGUCAAUCUUCGGCGAGAGGCCGCCAAAAGCUCAGGCCAAGGUGAUCUAA
Molecule: messenger RNA, 870 nt
Organism: Monascus purpureus
Lineage: Eukaryota; Fungi; Ascomycota; Eurotiomycetes; Eurotiales; Aspergillaceae
Source: the annotation of a GenBank genome assembly